GAACAGAACAGCAUACAGCAUGUUCCUACUCCGAGAUAACCAUUUUAACAUUUAGAACCAGUAUUUUGGGCGACUGUUUCACGUAUAUCAUUGAGAUGCGAUGCGCUUUUCAUUGAGGAGCAGCGGACUGGCGCGAGCGCGUUAUUAUUAAUCAGCUUUCAUAAGGCGCGCGAGCUGGACGCUUCUGUUAGACAGGUGUUUCGUUUGUGUUUCGACCACCUGCUCUGGUACCAUGAUGUUAGGGCAGUCUCCACACCUUAUCGGGGGAAUCCACUGGAUUCAAAACCCAAUGCGAGCUGUUCACUGCAAUCUGACCCAGAAUGGGAUUGACCAUCAGAUGUGUGCAGAGGAUGUGACCUCACACCUGGAGGAAGUGUCUGUUGAUCAUGGACUGGAUGAUGACAGCCAAGGCUUUCAGGACCAGAGUCCUGGUUUCCAGAGGCGAUCUCCACCUCAGCGCUCCGUCUCAGAAUCUGAGCUCUCCAGGCCGGGAACUAUGAAGCUGUCCAAACCAGUGGCGCUGUGGAGCCAGCAGGACGUGUGUAAAUGGCUGAAGAAACACUGUCCCAAUCAACACCAAGUCUACAGUGACUCCUUCAAGCAGCACGACAUCACAGGACGAGCUCUGAUGAGGCUCACUGACAGGAAGUUGGAGCGUAUGGGCAUCAUGCAGGAGAGUCAGAGACAGUACAUACUACAGCAGGUCCUCCAGCUCCGCGUCAGAGAAGAGGUCCGUACUCUGCAGCUGCUCACGCAAGCUUCUCUGGAGAGUUCACCAUAACUUGAGCAUUCCUGGAGAUCCUCCGUUCCUUGUCCAUCUUCUCAGACAUCCACAGCACACACCAGACUCUGCAGUCUUCCUUCAGUCCAGUUCUCUUAAAACUCUCCUAAAGCAGAUCUAGACCCUCCCUCUGACAGUCAUAAAAAUGGAUCCAACUGCUCUUCAGUAGCUCUUUACAGCAUAUCAGAUCCAAACUCUAAGAAUCGCCUGGACUGCCAAUGUUCUCUGUUGGACAAUGUGAAAGACCUGCUUGCUGAAUUAUCUUGUUUGUUGUAUGUAAUCCUUUCUUCUAUCUAGAUAGAUGGCUAUAUAGCUAAUAUAGCUAAUUUGUCUGUCUGUCUAUCGAUCUAUUUUAGCUAGCUAGCUAGCUAAUUAGCUAUCUUUAUAUCUAACUUGAUUAUAUAGCUAUCUGUAAUUGAAAUAUACAUUUAUAGCUAGCUAUGUAGCUUAUUAGCUAUCUGGAUAGGUAAUCAAUAUGUCUAGCUGGCUUUCUAGCUAUCUCUUCACCUGUUAACAUUCUAACGGAAAAGCAACAUGUGGACUCCACCCUUUGCACGUCUGAAUAUUGCUCGUCUUAUCCUCUCUCUUGUGUCUGCUGUCUCUUAGUAUUAUGUAAACUGUCUGGUCGGCUUG
This is a messenger RNA of Carassius carassius (crucian carp), 1414 nucleotides long. RefSeq names its product sterile alpha motif domain-containing protein 12-like. NCBI's taxonomy places the organism in Eukaryota, Metazoa, Chordata, Actinopteri, Cypriniformes, Cyprinidae. The transcript has 5 exons. Gene Ontology annotation, cellular component: cytoplasmic side of plasma membrane. Gene Ontology annotation, biological process: cell surface receptor protein tyrosine kinase signaling pathway. The record is from RefSeq and is a predicted model, not a curated record. Gene Ontology annotation, molecular function: protein binding. Bases 233 to 781 code for a protein of 182 amino acids.